Athalia rosae (coleseed sawfly) is the source of this 2279-nucleotide messenger RNA. RefSeq names its product tyrosine--tRNA ligase, cytoplasmic (gene TyrRS). NCBI's taxonomy places the organism in Eukaryota, Metazoa, Arthropoda, Insecta, Hymenoptera, Athaliidae. Gene Ontology annotation, biological process: tyrosyl-tRNA aminoacylation. The transcript has 8 exons. Gene Ontology annotation, molecular function: tRNA binding; ATP binding; tyrosine-tRNA ligase activity. The coding region runs from base 148 to 1719 and encodes 523 amino acids. The record is from RefSeq and is a predicted model, not a curated record.
CGCUUGCUGUACGUAUAUUUUACCAAAGACUUGGCUAUCUUUACUAUUUGUGAGUCGUCGGCCUUCCCUGCCACUUCCUUACCUUUUCUCCACGUUUUGUUGGUGUGGACCCCGUUCCAAGGAAUAAGUUGUAACAAGCUCUUUAAGAUGAGUGGAUCGACUUGGGAAGAAAAGUAUCAUCUGAUCACCAGGAACUUGGCAGAAUGGCUUGGCGACGAAAAACUAAAGACAAUUUUGAAACAGAGAGAUCUGAAAAUAUACUGGGGUACUGCAACUACUGGGAGGCCUCAUGUCGGUUACUUCACCCCUAUGUCCAAAAUUGCCGAUUUUCUUCGAGCUGGAGUUGAAGUCACGAUACUGUUUGCUGAUCUCCAUGCUUAUUUGGAUAAUAUGAAAGCACCUUGGGACCUGUUAGCCCUGAGAGUUCAGUAUUACGAAGCUGUGAUUAAGGCUAUGCUAAAAUCCAUCGGCGUUCCCAUAGACAAGUUAAAGUUUGUUAAGGGAUCGGAUUAUCAAUUAUCCAAAGAAUAUACAUUGGAUGUAUACCGUCUGAGUUCUCUGGUAACUGAGCAUGAUGCUAAGAAGGCUGGAGCUGAAGUAGUGAAGCAGGUCGCUAAUGCCCUACUUUCAGGAUUGUUGUAUCCGGGGUUACAAGCAUUGGAUGAGGAGUAUCUUAAGGUUGAUGCGCAAUUUGGAGGGGUAGAUCAACGAAAAAUUUUCACUUUCUCUGAAAAAUAUCUGCCCAUGCUUGGUUACGAAAAACGUGUACAUCUUAUGAACCCUAUGAUUCCAGGAUUGACUGGAGCAAAAAUGUCCUCGUCCGAAGAGGAUACAAAAAUUGAUCUACUUGACAGUGCAGCGUCUGUGAAAAAGAAGCUCAAAAAAGCAUUCUGUGAGCCCGGAAAUAUUACAGAGAAUGGUAUUCUAGCAUUCUCAAAACAUGUUAUUUUUCCGUUAAUGAAAAAUGAUGAAAAGUAUAUUGUCAAACGAAGUGAAGAAUUUGGUGGAGAUAUGUCAUUUGACAAAUAUGAGGAUCUUGAAGCAGCAUUUGCGAAACAGGUUAUUCAUCCUGGUGAUUUGAAGGCUGCAGUCGAAAUAUAUGUCAACAGACUCUUAGACCCGAUUCGUAAAGAAUUCGAGUCAGACCCUCAGCUCAAAGGACUCAACAGCAAAGCCUAUCCUCCACCGCAGAAAGAGAAGCAGAUUGAUGAAAUAAUACCUUCCCGUCUCGAUAUUAGAGUGGGUAAGGUUGUGGAAGUCCACAAACAUCCUGACGCAGAUGCUCUAUAUGUUGAGAAAAUUGACUUGGGGGAUUCCACUGGUCCGCGUACCAUUGUAAGCGGAUUAGCUAACUACGUGCCAUUGGAAGAUAUGCAGGAUAGACUGGUAGUGGUUUUGGCCAACUUGAAACCAGCAAAUCUACGAGGCAUUCAAUCACAUGGGAUGGUUCUUUGUGCAUCAGUAGAAGAGCCUACUAAAAAAGUGGAGCCCCUGAUACCACCGCCUAGCAGUGGGGCUGGAGAUAAAGUGGUCGUAGAGGGAUAUGAAACCGGAACUGCAGAUGACGUACUAAACCCGAAAAAGAAAGUAUGGGAAAAGCUUCAGGCUGAUCUCGUUGUGAAUAGUAGCGGAGAGGCAGCGUGGGGUGGUAAUUUGUUACUGACGAAAGACGGAGGUAAAAUUACAUCAGCCACGUUGAAAAAUGUGCCUAUCAAGUAACAUCUUCGAUCGUAGACGCCAGUAUUGAACGAUGAAUUGCCUGCUCAAAAAGUUACACCCAGUGCGUGAUUUUGAAUAAACUAUAUUUUCAUUUUUAUCUCUGUUACGACUGUUGUCUGCCUUAAAAGUUUGCUGGACGUAACUUUUGUAAUUUGUAUAGACGUAUCCAUAUUUAUCGAAGAAUCCAUUGUUACAUCACUGCUAUUCUGCAUAAUUUUUUAGGCACGAAUAGCUUAAGGCAGUAAUACAUUGGUUCAGUGUUAUUCCUCAAUACCGCAAUCAUUUGUAUAUUUUAUAGCUUUUUGCAGCCGCUGCAUAUUUUUAAUUACAUUUGGGAGAAUGUAUGUAUUAAUUAAUCACUGGUGAUAAAUUGAUGAUAUGUGAUUAACAUAUAGUAGUCAAUUUUUUUUUCUUGCGAAGAAACAAGUUUCAUAAUUUUUAUUAGAAAAAGUUUUGCAUUAAUUGAAAUUACCAAUUAUUGUAGUCUUCAUAUUCGGACAACAUGAAGGUCGAAAAGGGUAGCUAGGGAGCAUGAACGGAAAUAAAUAUUUGAAUAAUUA